Molecule: messenger RNA, 420 nt
Organism: Peronospora belbahrii
Lineage: Eukaryota; Oomycota; Peronosporomycetes; Peronosporales; Peronosporaceae
Source: the annotation of a GenBank genome assembly
AUGGUUCGUGGACGUGGAAGACGUCAUGGCAAUAACGGAGGCAGUCGUGCGACGCCGUAUGAAAGAUUGCGUGUAGGUCGUGGUCGUCGUCGUGAAGGUGGUGGUGAAUUAAAGGGACGAGUGAAGGGAGGCAGUGGAGGUCGUCGGGGUAGCGUCAAACCCAAGUCUAAAACUGCCGAGGAAUUAGAUGCUGAGAUGGACAGCUAUUGGGGUAAAUCAGAGGAGCAUGCGGCCAAGAAAUUGGAUAGUGAUAUGGACGAUUAUUGGAAGAAUAAGGAAGACAAGCCCCAGGAAGAUGAUGACAAGAAGAAAGACAAUAUUGAUGACGAAAAGGAGAAGGAAACAGUGACAAACAAGAUGGAGGACGAGGUUGUUGCUCAAGAACCCGCAUCUAUUACGAUGGAAUUUGCUAAGGAAUAG